This is a messenger RNA of Acaulospora morrowiae, 960 nucleotides long. The record is from the annotation of a GenBank genome assembly. Lineage: Eukaryota; Fungi; Glomeromycota; Glomeromycetes; Diversisporales; Acaulosporaceae.
AUGGCUACGAAAAAAGCACCAAUAGUUUAUCACCCAAGUUAUAACAUCACGUUUUGGAAUCUUGAAAAGAAAUAUAAAAAUAUCCAUCGAUUCCUGAUUGAAUCAGGCCUUUUUACCAUAAAUUCUUUUCAUGAACCUUCACCGCCAACUCCGCUUGACCUAGAAGACGUGCAUUCCAAGCAGUACCUGGAUUCGUUGAAUAGCAAUGCAAAACUUCAGAGAAUAUUGGAGGUACCUUUCGUGACCAUGCUACCACAUUCUUUAGUGAAAAAAAAAGUUUUGGAGCCUAUGUUGUUACAAACUGGUGGGAGCGUUCUCGCAGCGGAAUUAGCGUUAGAAAAUGGUUGGGGUAUCAACUUGGGAGGAGGUUUCCAUCAUGCGCAUUACAAUGAUGGCGGUGGUUUUUGUGUAUAUGCAGAUAUUACUCUGAUUGUCAAGAAAAUGUUGAGCAACUAUCCAGAUAAAGUGUCAAGGGUGAUGAUUAUAGAUUUGGAUGCCCAUCAAGGAAAUGGGCAUGAGCGCGAUUUUGCCCACGACAACAAAGUCCACAUCAUUGAUGCAUUUAAUUUUCAUAUUUAUCCUCAAGAUCGCUAUGCCUAUUCAUCUAUCACCACACCUGUUCGAUUAACGACUCCGGAACUCAAAAAAGAUGAAAAAUACCUUCAAUCGAUUCAAUCCGCCAUCCUUCAAUCUUUCCACGAGUUUCGCCCGAACUUCGUCAUAUAUAAUGCUGGAACCGAUUGUCUGGAAGGUGAUCCCUUGGGCUCCAUGAACUUAUCUAAAGAUGCUAUCUUGAAAAGGGAUGAGCUGGUGUUUCGAACAGCAAUAAGUAAUGGUGUUCCAAUCGUAAUGCUUUUAAGUGGUGGAUAUCAAAAGAAAAAUGCUGAAAUCAUUUCUACAAGCAUCUUGAAUAUUAUCAACAAGUUUGGGCUUUUGGAAAAAAUCGGAACUUCAAAUUAA